Xenia sp. Carnegie-2017 is the source of this 2258-nucleotide messenger RNA. Its product is annotated as interaptin-like. Bases 92 to 2221 code for a protein of 709 amino acids. The record is from RefSeq and is a predicted model, not a curated record. NCBI's taxonomy places the organism in Eukaryota, Metazoa, Cnidaria, Anthozoa, Malacalcyonacea, Xeniidae. The transcript has 11 exons. Gene Ontology annotation, biological process: cilium assembly. Gene Ontology annotation, cellular component: centrosome; mitochondrion; microtubule.
AAACAACUUCCUUAUUUCCUUGUGAAAACAAGUACAUUAUGCUUUCUCUUUACAAAUAGCUUUCCGUUUAAUUCAAAGUACCAAAAAGAUCAUGUCUGAAUAUCAGAGUUCGUUGUUUGCAGGAAUGAAUGUGGGAAGAAAAAGGUCAAAAAAAGUUGAUAAAGACGAGAGCUCUCAAGAUGGAGAAGCUAUUUCCUCUGACAAUGAUAGCGUGCCAACUGCAAGGAACUCUUCAAGCAGCACAUCCCAAUUUAGUUUCAUUUCAGAAACUAUUAAAUUCAAAGAAAACAAUAGUGAACUAGUAAAUUCGCCGUCUCUGAUCGACUGUUUUGAAAUGGGCAAUGAAGAACAACCCAAUGCUGAUCAAUUGUCAGUGUCCUAUGUGGAUCAGUUGGCAGAGAUUUUACCAAUGACAGCCCCUCUGCCAAACACAGAGAAUGCUGAAGAAACAGGGGAAGUUCGGCAGUCAAUUACAUAUAACUUAGACAAUAAAUUGCACUGUAAUGUGGAAAGAGAUAAGCAUGAGGACAACCAACAAAUUGACAAUGAAAGGGAUUUUAAAGUGAAUAGUGACAAUACAAAAGGGGACAGUACGCCAUCUGAUGGUGGACAAAAAAUUAAGUCAUAUGAUGUUGAGCUUCUUCCUGAAGAUCAUUUACAUUUAUUCAAUUCACAACACUCAUAUAAAAUAGGGCUUUUAAGGGAAGAUAUGACGGAACUUCAAGAUAAAAUCAAAGCUGUUUACACUGAUCUAAAGAAUGACAUGACCUUGUUGCAAGGUAAACUAUCAAAACUAAGAAUGGAAUUCGAGAAAGCCUUAAGUGGUGACGACUACGAUUUGGCAGCAGAAAUAAAUGAUCAAAUCGAAGAAAUGAAUGGAGAAAAGCUUGCAUUAGGAAAUGCCAGAGGAUUGAUCGAACCAAAGAUUGUUGAAUAUCUUGUAAAGUUAGAUGAACUAAGAGAGCGAGAAAAAGAAUUUCAUUCGUGGGUGUUGAUAAAAUAUCAAUCUCUGUAUGAGCAACAGAAUAUGCUGUUACAGAAGCAUGGAGAUGAUUAUUCCAACGAAAUAAACAAAGAAAAAGAUGAUCUAGCGCGAGAGAAGGAUAAAUUGGAACGUUCUUUGGAACAUUUACACUUAGAUAAAGAACAUUUAGACAAAGAUAAGGCAGAUUUGGACAACAGAAUAAAUGCCAAACUUGAGGUAUUUCUGACAAAAAAGGAUGAUUUGGUAAACAAAAAGUCUGAAUUGGAAGUUGAGAUCUCGGUUUUGGAAAAGAAACUGAGGCUGCUAAAUGAAGAAAAAAUUACCAUUGAUAGUUUAAUAAGAAUUGAAGAUGACAAAAUAGUUGUAGGAAGGAAAGAAUUUCAAGAUAUCGAAGCAAAAUUGGAUGAAGAAUGUAACAAGGUCCUACAAAAGGAAGAAAACUUGAAUAUGAGAUUGGACGAAAUAGGGAAAAUAGAAAAUGAUUUGGACGAACGUUUAAGUGAACAAAAGAAAAAGGAACAAAGUUUUUUGGACAACUUAAAAAAUCUACAAUCGAAGAAAGAACAAUCGGAAGAAUUCCUUCGAGCAAUACAAAACGAUAAAAAAUUUACAGAAAUAUUUCCAAGUGGCCUGAAGCCUCAGGAUUGCGGUGAUGAUCUUGUCAAGUUGCAAAAAAUUGAAAAUGUCAAAGCGCAAGAGUUGGAAUCUUUAGAAUUACAUGUUUUCAAUAAAGUGCAACUUUUAUCGUCAAAAAGAAAAAGGAUGAACGAGAUUCAAGAUCAGCUUCCACGUCUUGACUUGACGAAAAAAGACGCGGUACACGAACGUAAUUUUAAAGAGGCAAAGCGGAUCAACGAGAUGAUGAAAGCCUUAAAUGAAGAAUUUGAAACGUUGGUCAAAGACGUCAAAGAUAAUGAGACCGAAGUGAAGAUGGAUGAAGAAAAAAUCAAAUUAUUAAAAGAAGAGAACGCGUUAGUGAAGAAGAAUGUCUUAGAAGCAAAACAUAACUAUGAAUUGACCACAAACAUCCAGCUUGCAAAACGGAUGAAAAGAUUCUCGAAAAUCAACACGGACGCAAUCAAUGACGAUUUUCUUCACGCUCUAAAGGAAGAAGAAAUAGAUUUAAUCAAGACCGAACUUGGGUUGUUGGAUGAACCGUCCGAGGAAAUUUUGUCAACACUCAAUAAAGAUGAUGCGGAGACAAUAGAGUUUAUGAAACAAUUUCUCACAUCAUGAAGAUAAAAUCCAUUAUAUUAAAGUAUCUAAAUUUGAA